AUGUCUGUCCCUCUGGUCUUCAAGGGCCGCGAGGAGGAGAUGACCAUGGAAGAGCUGGCGGCCAUGAGCGUUGCAGCUAAGGUUAAGAGCACCGAGCAAGGCCCUGACGACGAGGAAGAGAUUUCUUUGGUCAAGUCCGACAUCACCAACAGCCCGGUCCCCGCUACACAGUCCGCCAUCGCCGCGGCCAAGAAGCGCAAGGCCGGUCGCCCCGCGAAGAAAACCAACGCCACCAAGAAGCUUAAACAAGCCGUCAACUCAAAGGCUACUGUCGAACCUUCGUCGGCCGCAAACAACCCGUCCUCAUCCUAUGGCACUCCCGAGCCCCCUUCGUCGGCCCCUUCGUCUACUGGCAAGCUCAGCCAGACGGCUGCUCCAGUCGGCGCAGACUCCGCCAAGUGCGCUGACGAGGUUGAUGCGAAGAAUAGCGCUUCGCCCGAGCUUGCCUCAGCUCCCAAGCGGCGUGGUCGCCCGAGAAAGACGCAGGCGCUCGUCCCCAACAGCACAGCUGACCAAGGCAAGCGCAUCAAAACCAAAAGUCGGGCUACCUCAGCUCGCGUGCUGAAGCUACUCGCCAAGCGAUAA
This is a messenger RNA of Colletotrichum destructivum, 585 nucleotides long. Its product is annotated as Putative AT hook, DNA-binding protein. Gene Ontology annotation, molecular function: DNA binding. The transcript is spliced from 2 exons. Lineage: Eukaryota; Fungi; Ascomycota; Sordariomycetes; Glomerellales; Glomerellaceae. Bases 1 to 585 code for a protein of 194 amino acids. The record is from RefSeq and is a predicted model, not a curated record.